CCCCCGAAACUUGAAAAGCCCACUCCACUGGGUAAAAAAAAAAAAAGCCUUUGCUCACUCAACUCGCUCACUCUCUUCUGAACUCGCUGUUGGACUCACUCUCCAAACAAACAGUCCUCCACUGCUUCCCACACAAAAUUGAUGCCGGAAUCUGACGUCAUGCCGCCGGGAGAGGCGGCCUCCAAGUCGCCUCUCGACAAGCCUCUACACCAGCUCACUGAAGACGACAUUUCUCAGCUCACUCGGGAAGACUGCCGCCGUUACCUCAAAGAGAAAGGUAUGCGACGGCCAUCGUGGAACAAAUCGCAGGCGAUUCAGCAAGUGAUAUCGCUGAAAGCGCUGCUUGAACCGUCGCCGGAUUCUGAUGCCGGCACUAGCAAGAAGCUGUACAUUCCUCGCUCCAAUACCACCAAUAAUAAUAAUGCGGCCCGUGUGCCAAAAGGAACUGUUGCCGAUGCAGAAAUUUCUGAAUCUGCCGCCGAAGAAGCAGCAGGGAAUCGUAGAAAAGAUCCGGAGAAGCCUAAUCUUUCCGGUGAUCCACCGCCCCCUCCGCCAGCAGCUGCUGUCAACAAUUCAGCUCCAUCUAGACUUGCUGAUUCAGCAGAUAUUCUGGUAGGGCAAAUGACAAUAUUCUAUUGUGGCCAGGUGAAUGUCUAUGAUGAUGUGCCCGCUGAUAAGGUACAAGCAAUCAUGCAUCUUGCUGGUAGCCCAUUCCAUGUGCCUCCUGACUGUCCAGCACGGCAUUCAGUUUCCCACUUACAAACUGCAAAUGUUGAAGUAGGUCAAGACUCUGCAGUAGUGUUCUUGCCACCAAUGCAAACAGUGAAAAAAAGUGACAACUCUCGAGUACACGUGGAAGACAACACUCCAUUUUAUGAAGAUAAUCCUGCAGUCGAAGGCUCAGGGAGUAGGAAAGCAUCAGUACAAAGAUACCUUGAGAAGCGAAAGGACAGGUUCAAGAACAAGAGGAAGGUAGUAAUGACUUCACCGCCUGGGUUGGACAUCUACUUGAAACAUCAAAUGCAAAAUCAUAGUACCAAUGAGCAAUCAGAUAACAGAGAACGUAUUAUGGAAGGUUGAUCUAGGACACUGCAUUUCUAGUCUAUUUCUUCAUGCCAUAGUAACCGUGGAUGCCAUCUCCUUUUUUGUUCAGCUAGACGGUUGAUUCUAAAACAACCAGAGAAUGCGGAUAGGUGUAAGAAAAAAUUCCCCGAGUAUUCGUUGUGAAUACUAAUUAGUCUGUAUUAAGGUAUGUGGGAUAAACGAAACACAAAACAUCUCGGCCAGUUGCCUCACGGUCGCGCCACUCAGGAUUGAGUUGGAAUGGCGUGUUUUUCCCACGUUUCUGUAGUAGUAGUAGUAGUAGUAUCAUUUGCUUUGUCCAGGGCUGUUGUUGCCACUUGCCAGUUUCUGUUGGAUCUUCCUACUAACUUGGAAACCCCCCGGCAUCUGGACAAUCUACUUCGCCCUUUAAAACUAAACGAUGUUAUGUAGGUCUAGCUGUAUAUGUUGUUGGUUAUGCAAGAACUUUGCUGAUCAUAACCACUUUAACUCUCUUAUUGAUCACCCCCCUUUGACUCCA
This is a messenger RNA of Ipomoea nil (Japanese morning glory), 1582 nucleotides long. RefSeq names its product protein TIFY 4B-like. Gene Ontology annotation, biological process: regulation of jasmonic acid mediated signaling pathway; response to wounding; regulation of defense response. NCBI's taxonomy places the organism in Eukaryota, Viridiplantae, Streptophyta, Magnoliopsida, Solanales, Convolvulaceae. The transcript is spliced from 9 exons. Gene Ontology annotation, cellular component: nucleus. The record is from RefSeq and is a predicted model, not a curated record. The coding region runs from base 142 to 1080 and encodes 312 amino acids.